This is a messenger RNA of Laccaria bicolor S238N-H82, 1752 nucleotides long. RefSeq lists its product as uncharacterized. The transcript has 4 exons. The coding region runs from base 1 to 1752 and encodes 583 amino acids. Lineage: Eukaryota; Fungi; Basidiomycota; Agaricomycetes; Agaricales; Hydnangiaceae. The record is from RefSeq and is a predicted model, not a curated record.
AUGGACAUGGAGUCUACCUCAUCUUCAAAAAAGCGCAAGGACCCGCUGCCGGCUGUUCAUGGACCAGAAUAUCAGAAGAAGAAGAAGAAAUUAAGUGUGCUAAAGCGCAUGAUUGAUGCAGUUGCAGCUGACCCUACAGCCUCCAGCCUCCUAAUUGCAUCAUUUACUUCGGAGGGCCAGAGGAUCUUUGUAGGUCAUAUGGCAGCCAGGAUCCUUCCCAAUCUACCACAAGAUGAUGUUGCUUUGCUCCUGCCCCAGCACGAGUCCGAUAUUUACAGCAGCCUUCUGCAAGCUUGCAGCAAUGCAGAGCAGCUCCCGCCACCGUUGAAAUCCAUUCUAGAUUCUCUGAAAACUGCAAGGAAGGAGCGGAAAAGUGCUCGAAAAUCACUCAUCCAGGCACUGAUGUACACCGGUUCGGGGAAAACACAGCGAGUGCUGCGUAUGGAAAACACCGACGUGCUUCGUGUUGUGUCGCUCCAAAAACCCUAUCCUCCUUUGAAGCACUGGAUUUACGAUAGUCCCCAGAUCGCGGAAAAAUGGGAGAAAAAACUUCAGCAGGACCCACAGCCAGACCCCCGGCUUUGCCGGCGGCCUAUGCAUCUCCUUGACCCAUCACAGCUAAAAUUCGACAUCUUACCUCAUCAAAGUUAUGUUUUGCGCACUCCAGAACCCGAUAACCGGCUGGUUGGAAUAGUUCUGAGGGACUUCUGUCCUGCUGAUGACCUUCUGGAUGCUCUGCACGAUAUCAUCCAACUGUCUGUGGGUGCCCGCAAGAGCAUUAGGAUCCAGGAAAUCUUGUGCAAAUUGGCUAUUCAGCAGGUGCCCGAAAGCGAUCUGGAUAAAAAGACAAGCUCCGCAUUUGCAUUGUUGUGGAACUUAUGCAAAAUCAUCCUCCCGAAUGAGGUGAUUGAAGACUUUGAUGCAUUCAUGAGAAGGGAGGAUAUGGUUCAUAUGGGUGCCCCGGAGGAUGCAGCUGGACAUGCUAUUGGGAUGGGCCCAGCACUUGGAUCAUACACAGUGCAUGUUGGGGAUGUUGGCUUUGAAUUCCAUGAUGUUGAGAUGGCACCUCCAUGUGGGGUUAUGGCACAAAACUAUGCUCGUGCAAUCCAUACUGAACAACAGCCACACAAAUGGGCUAUUUCAUUGACAAUCCGCAGCUCAUUUGGCCCUCGACAAGGAGGGGAUUUUUAUUUCAGCAGAUAUGGUGUGCGAGUCCAAAGUGCAGAAAAUACUUUGGUCUUAUGGGACCCAACGGAGGAACAUGAAACCAGCCUCCAGAACAUCUCACCAUAUGAAGAUUAUCCAUCAUCUGUCCAGACUGGGCUUGCCAUUGUCACCCCAGAUCGUUUACCAGGAGUCUGGGGGGAUUACAAGAGAGGAAAGCAGUUCAGACUUCUCACACUCGAUCUUCAUGCCGAAUCCGGGCAGCUCGCCCUCCGCGAAGCCGGUCUUUACGACGAGUUUAAGAAGUACGCUCGUCCGGAGGGUGAUGCACUCAAAAUCGUCAACCCAGCAGGUACCGUCUUAUGGGAUGAGAACGGAGGCGACGCCCCACUCACUUUCGAGACCGCUGGUCGUCCCGAAAUCGAUCGGAUUGAUCUGCGGAACAUCCUCUUGAAUUCACUCAAACCACCCCGACGAUUUGAAGAGGAUCAUCUUGGAGAGCAAAGACGGACUCAUUCCUCGCACGCUAUACAUGCUACCCACCGGCACUCAGUGGAAUUCCCAUCCUGGAGUGACCCUCAUAGGUGA